Molecule: messenger RNA, 1807 nt
Organism: Caenorhabditis angaria
Lineage: Eukaryota; Metazoa; Nematoda; Chromadorea; Rhabditida; Rhabditidae
Source: the annotation of a GenBank genome assembly
AUGCCGCAAUAUCGUGGAAGUGUAUGUUUUUUUUUUGAAAAAUUAAAAAAAAAUAGAUUCUUUAGCGUGAAGUUAUAUCAAUUCACGUGGGACAAGCUGGAGUUCAAAUUGGAAAUGCGUGUUGGGAACUUUUUUGUUUAGAACAUGGAAUUCAACCAGGUAUAAUUGAGAAUCAUUUGCUGAACUUUUUUUUGGUACAUUUCCAUUACUUUUGCACGAAAUAGUUAGAAAAAAUUGUGGAAUUUUCAAAAAAUGAAUGGAUUACUGUAGAGUUUUAAUUCUUUCAUUUUUAGAUGGAUAUCACGUUGAAGAUGAUACUUAUGAUGAAGAAACCGAAACUCUCAAUACAUUUUUUGCCGAAACUGCCGGAGGAAAAUUUGUGCCACGCUGUCUUUUUGUUGAUCUCGAACCAACAGUUGUCGAUGAAGUUCGAACUGGAACAUAUCGAAAUCUUUUUCAUCCCGAACAAUUAUUAUCUGGAAAAGAAGAUGCUGCAAAUUGUUAUGCGAGAGGAAGAUAUACAAUUGGAAGGGAAAUGAUUGAUGUAAUUAACUCUGAGGAAUUUCUUUCUGAACUACAAGAAUAAGUUAUUUCAGGUUGUGAUGGAUCGAGUAAAAAGAUUGACUGAAAAUUGUAAUGGAUUACAAGGUUUUGUGAUAUUUCAUUCAUUUGGAGGUGGAACUGGUUCUGGUUUUUUAUCACUUCUUAUGGAAAGAUUAUCAACAGAAUAUGGAAAGAAACCAAAACUUGAAUUUGCAAUUUAUCCAGCACCUCAAGUUUCAACUUCAAUGGUUGAACCAUAUAAUUCAAUUUUAAUGACACAUACAACAUUAGAACAUUCUGAUUGCACAUUUAUGGUUGAUAAUGAGGCAAUUUAUGAUAUUUGUCGAAGAAAUCUUGAUUUGGCUCGACCAACUUAUACUAAUUUAAAUCGUCUUGUUGCUCAAAUUAUAUCUUCAAUUACUGCCUCAUUGAGAUUUGAAGGUGCUUUAAAUGUUGAUUUGACUGAAUUUCAAACUAAUUUAGUAAGUAAUUUAAAAUAUUUAUAUGUUAUGAGAUUUAGUAACAAAUUUAAAGGUACCGUACCCACGUAUUCAUUUUCCACUUGUUACUUAUGCUCCACUUGUUUCUGCUGAAAGAGCAUCACAUGAACAGAAUACUGUAGCUGAUAUGACACAUGCAUGUUUUGAACCCGGAUAUCAAAUGGUUAAAUGUGAUCCACGUCGUGGUAAAUAUAUGGCUGUUUGUUUAUUAUAUCGAGGUGAUGUUGUACCAAAAGAUAUCAAUUCAGCAAUUGCAUCUGUUAAAACAAAACGAACUGUUCAAUUUGUAGAAUGGUAUGUUAAUACUUGAAAAAUGGUUAGAGGGAAUAAACUAGUUGGUCUCAAAAAGUGGAAUAUCUUUCGGAAUAUUUUUGCAGGUGUCCAACAGGUUUCAAAGUUGGAAUAAAUUAUCAGCCUCCAACAGUUGUUCCAGGCGGAGAUCUUGGAAAACAAACUCGAAGUGUUUGUAUGAUUAGUAAUACAACAGCAAUUGCUGAAGCAUGGGCAAGACUCGAUCAUAAAUUUGAUCUUAUGUAUUCGAAACGUGCAUUUGUUCAUUGGUAUGUCGGAGAAGGUUAGUUUCGAAAUUUGAAAUCCUUGAUUAUAUUAAUUAAUAUUCAGGAAUGGAAGAAGGAGAAUUUUCGGAAGCUCGUGAAGACAUGGCUGCAUUGGAAAAAGAUUAUGAAGAGAUCGGAGAAGAUGAACUUCCAGAUGAUAUUGAUGAUCAAUCAUAUCGUGGUAAUAGUUCUGCUUCAAGAUAUUAA